AUGACGACGAAGAUGAUGAUGAUGUUGGCGCAGACGGCCAGGCUUCGGCGCACAAGGACCGACUGGUGUGUGGACACCCCGAUCAGCUUUGCAGCUGAUAGCAUGUGUUUGGUUUGCAUUGUUUUCCAACUUUGGCUCAACUCGCACUGUCCACGUCGUGGCCGUGUGGUGUUGCUCGGAUGGCAGAAUGGCAAGGAUCGAAGCAACCAAGGAGAGGAUGACGAUGAUGAAGACCAGGAUGCGAUGGACCGGGCCUUGUUUGGCGAGCCAAGUGACGAGGAGGAUGCUCCCCAAGAGCCGGAGGUUCAGACCCUUGUCCGAGAAGAGACGGGCUAUUUGGACCCAUAUCCCAUCGGUACCAACAUUCAGCUUGUUGCUCUUCCCAACUUUAUCAGCAUCGAGUCGAGUGAAUACAACGCCGUUGAGUUUCGGGAGCAGCUGGAGGCCCGGGAGGCCCGGGAAGCAGAGCUGCAGCGAGUGCGCGAGGAGAUUGAAGAGCGCCAGCGGCGAAUUGCUGCGGGUAUUGCCACCAAAGAAGAUCUGGCUGACGAAGAGGAAGGGUCUGGGGAUGAAGAUGCCGAUGAUCAAGUGGAAGCGGCAGAGGGUUCCCAAAAACGACGCAAAAAGCGCUCGCGUCGCCUCAGUCUUUCUGCCCUUGAGGCCGCAAAUGCGGGUCCUGUCGAUGCUUCGGGCCGGAUACGCGUUAAACUUGGCGAUGAACACACGCUGCGAUGGCGCCAGAUUGAGAUGGGUGGCCAGCUGUACAAUGAGAGCAAUGCGCGCUUUGUGCAAUGGGACGACGGCUCGGUCUCCCUUGUAUUGGGUGAUCAGAUUUACGACUGCACGCGCACAGCCCUGACUGAUAACAACAUGCAAUUAUAUGAGAUUGACCGCCGUGGUGUCAUGGCUCGCCACGUGUUUCGCGAACGCGUUGGCUUCAAGCCUGCUGGUUUACGCAACGCAGCCCACGCCCAACUGGCACGCGAGGUGUCGAAGCGCACACACCAAGCGCAAGCCACCAAGCUGCUCUCUGUCCAGGUCGAUCAUGAUGCCGCCAAGGCUGAGGCCAUGAAGCGCGAGGAGGAAGUCAAUCGCCAACGCCGACAACGCGAAAACCAGCUUCGCCGGGCCCAGCGAAAACGGUCGGGCCGUGUGAUGGCCUCGGAUCUGGAAACCAGCCUGCGUGACGACGUACGUGCCAGUCAUAAAUGA
Monosiga brevicollis MX1 is the source of this 1212-nucleotide messenger RNA. RefSeq lists its product as uncharacterized. The record is from RefSeq and is a predicted model, not a curated record. Gene Ontology annotation, cellular component: Cdc73/Paf1 complex; nucleus. Gene Ontology annotation, molecular function: RNA polymerase II C-terminal domain phosphoserine binding. The transcript has 7 exons. The coding region runs from base 1 to 1212 and encodes 403 amino acids. Gene Ontology annotation, biological process: positive regulation of transcription elongation by RNA polymerase II; transcription elongation by RNA polymerase II. NCBI's taxonomy places the organism in Eukaryota, Choanoflagellata, Craspedida, Salpingoecidae.